AUGUCCGUAAUCGAAGGAUACCAAGUUGGCGAAAUCGCUGCUCAGGCCGCUUUUACCUCUGACAUUAUUCUGGCCAACGGUAUUGAUCUCACUACUGCCGUCAGUCAGCAAGAGUUCGCGCGUCGACAGAUGGACACUCGGAAGGGCAUGUACAUCAAGUAUGUACCUUACCAGCCUCACAGUGUCACCGCUCAGGCUGUUGUUGGCGGACGCUAUCUAUUCAACACCUGGGACGAUGCCUUAGACUAUGACGACUGGACGACGAACGUCUUCGAGACGGGCGACCCACCACAGAAGUUUUGGUCCUCAAACAUAUUUCAGAAGGUUGACCGUUGGAUUUGGCGUGUUUCGGGUGCCUGCCAGUUCUUUUUGCCCGAAACUCAUGGUUUCACCCGCUUUCAACGAUGGGAGUACGAAGGAGACAAUGUCGAGGAAGAAUUUCGGGGCGUUUAUCCGAGCCUCCGAGAAGCUGCCAAGGCUCGAGGAGCUGCAGGUAUCUGGCUUCUCUACCAGCCAGACGCUAAGUUGAUUGGAAUUCUCACGAUUAUGAAGAAACCAGAGGUCUUGACCACUGAGUCUGUUCACGAAGCCUUGGAAGAGCUCAAAGCCCAGCCUUCGUUUGGCUCCCUCAUACCUUCGACUUUACGCCCUCGCUCUGUAUUCGAUAAUUCAGCCUUGAUACUCGCGAUGUGGCUUCCAGUUUCUCGUUCGGCAGGCGGUGCUAACCAAGACACUCCUCUGGCACCUGUUCUACCAUCAGUCACGGUUUGA
Messenger RNA from Verticillium nonalfalfae, 771 nucleotides. RefSeq lists its product as uncharacterized. The transcript has a single exon. Lineage: Eukaryota; Fungi; Ascomycota; Sordariomycetes; Glomerellales; Plectosphaerellaceae. The record is from RefSeq and is a predicted model, not a curated record. The coding region runs from base 1 to 771 and encodes 256 amino acids.